AUGACUAAAUAUAACCCGGGGGACUACUUUAACUCCACUGUGACGUCAAAUUUGCGCACAUUCGAUGAUAAUGACGUCACAUCUGCUGGUGCAGUAGGACUGUUCUUCCUAGGAUAUAUCUCACUUCAUUGUCAACACACAUUAAUGGCAUGUAGUGAUAUUCUCAAGGAAAGACCCCUAUCCAUGGGUCAAAGUGUGGGCUAUGCGGGAGUGGUAGAGAACUGCCUAGCAACAGGGCCAGUCUGUCUUCGGAAGUUUCAGAGAGCUGGACGGGUGAUCAUCAACAUCUUCUUGAUCGUAACCCAGCUUGGGUUUUGCUGUGUGUAUGUGGUGUUUGUGGCUCAGAAUUUUAGACAGGUGAUAUUAAGCAGCAACAAGGAGAACCCUCACCUGGACCUGAUUAUUAUGGGGAUUGAGUUGAUCCUGAUUGUGAUUUAUUGUACCACCAUACAGAGUCUGCAGGGCUUGUCCUACUUCUCACUCAUCGCUAAUUUCCUGAACUUCGCUGGGCUCGUCUUUCUUAUUUUUUACGUGGUACAGAAACCCCCACCCCAGAGUGAGAGACCUGCUUUUCUAGGAUGGCAUGAGCUACCUUUGUAUUUUGGAACGACUGUGUAUGCCUUCGAGGGUAUAGGGCUGGUGAUGCCGCUGAAGAACAAAACUCGGAAUGAGGCAGACUUUACCAGGCGGUACGGACUGCUGACCCUAGGAAUGACCAUUGUCAUCGCUCUCUACAUCGCCAUAGGAUUCCUGGGAUACCUCAAGUAUGGGGACCAUGUACUGGGGAGUGUCACUCUAAACCUACCAUCAGAAGACAUGUUAUCCAGAUUGACCAAAGUCACUUUCAUCGUCUCUGUGUUUGUCACGUAUGGUCUUCAGUUUUAUGUACCAAUCAAUAUAAUAUGGCCGAGAUUAGAACGCAGAUUUUCUACUCCAACAACCAAAUCAGUGGGCAAUAUUGUCUUCCGAAUUUGUCUGAUUUUAUUUACUGUUGUGAUAGCGAUGGUCAUCCCCCACCUUGAUCUCCUGAUCGCUCUGAUUGGUGCUCUAGCCAGCAGUUCGCUGGCCCUCAUUUUCCCUCCAAUCAUUGAACUAGUGACCCUCUCAGCAGACGGCAGUCGACCAUCGGUAGUGAUUAUCCUGAAGGACUUGUUCAUUAUGUUGCUAGGACUUGUAGGUUGUAUAACAGGCACAUAUGCUGCAAUUCUGGGGAUCAUUAAAGUGUCAUGAUGAUUUGUGAUAUUUAAAGUAUGAGGUCAUUGUUCCGUUGUUUAUCAUUGAUGUCUGGUUUUAGCUAUGCUUUCUUUGUAUCGUGCUUUCUUUUUAUAUGUUUGCAUUCUUUUACGGCAACAAAGUUGUGGGGGUGUAUAUUGGAAUCACCAUGUCUGUCUGUCUGUCUGUAGAUACAAAAUUAAAAAUAUUCUCACCUUGUCGCAAGUGAAAUAAAAAAAAACUUGCACACACUACGCAUUUUGGGAAUAACGGGAUGUAUCUUCUAUCUGAUGGUCUAGAUGCCUCAUCUGACCUACAUUGAACUUCAGUGACUCAGGUUAAAUAAGUUCUCAUGUCAGGGCCAGUGGAAUACUUACUAGGCUUGCUCAUUUGACACAUCUUGGGAUGUUUCUUCCAAUCCAUGGUCAAAAUUCUGCAUCUGACCUACAUUUUGAAAUUCAGUAACUCUUCAGGAUAGCAUUUAAGUCUAUUCCUAGCUUAAUGGCCUCAUUGGAAGAUUGAUAUAUACAAUUGUAUCAAGAAAACUUCUCCAUACUCCGUUUAAUGCUCGAAGUUCUGUUACCAUCUCAUCUUAUUGCAAAAUUAACACAAAAAUGUCUUUUGAUGACAAGGUGUGUCUUGAGCUUAAAUACUUCAAGUGCACAAGAAUUGGAAUUAUGGAAUUUAGUGUGAGGGAUAAUUUUGAAUAGAUUGUUUCAUAGAAUCACAGGAAUCCUUGAAAAGUAUUUUGAUUUGUCAGACAUUUGGGCUGAGAUUGUCAAGAAUUGUAUAAAGCCUGAAACAGUUUUAUAGGCCCCAAACAAUUUAGAUUUGAAAAUUUCCAGAAUAUAUAAAUUUUGGAUCAAUGAAGCUUUGCUGUUGCUGGAAAUAAAGGAAUAUGAUUUGCAAAUGCAACACUACCAGAACUCUAGAUUUACAAAGUUAUUUAAAGAGAAUGUGAUGUUCAAAAUUGCAGUUUUUAUGUGCCCCUUGAAAUGUAUUAUUCCUAUUGGGACAUCUCUUAAUUUAUAUAAUGAUAUUGGCUGGUUUUAUUUGAAAUAUACAUUAUAUAGUCAUACUUUUAUAUUUUUAUUGUGCUUUCUUGCAUUUCCUUGUCAUUCUUUUUUUUUUUAAAGUAGAUCUUGGAGUUUUAAAUUAUAUUAGUAAAGAUCUGAUACUCUAUAUUUAAAACAUGCAAUCAUAUGCAUGAUAAAUAUAGUUUCUUUCGUUAUGUUUAUGAAAGUUUGUUGGUGUUCAAGAUUAACUUCCUGUGUGUUGCUGCAGGUACCAUAUACCUAGGGGGGUGGGGGUGGGUGGUUUGGUAGAUAUAUGAUUUUGGCCUAUUUUGAUGGAUUCCAAAGAUUCACCAAAAGAAAAAUCACUAAAUGUAAGUACAUGUACAUCAGUAUACAGAUACAUUGUAUAAAUAGAUAGAAAUAAGUUCAUCAAAAUUUUAUCUACCAAAAUUAGGCAUCUGCCAAAGUGUCCCGUAAAAAAACCCAGCUGUAUUAUAUAAUAUGUACAUGACCAGUAUGUACAUACGAAUGUAUAGUCUUCAGUCAUUUCUGUGCAAUAUACAUGGUUUCUGGAGAUUUCAUUUCAGUUUUUGAUAUGAUAUCAAAUGCAAUAUGUCAGAGCUAGGACUUGUGAUUAAUAUUUUUCCUUGAAAUGUAUGUAAUUUCUCUGUCACUGAUUAAUAAGACAAUCUAAACUUUGAAUGAACUAUGAAAUUGUCAUCUAAAGGGCCUCUUUGAACAUAUUGAACUUUUUCAUCAUUGAAUGAGGACAGCUGAUUGAUUUGUUAUGAAUUUAAUGUGAAGUGUUUUAAACUGUUGCUCUAUGUAUGUUUGCUGUAUAAUGAACUUGUAUGUAGAAAUGCGAAAUGUGUCAAGUCAUGGGUAUAAUGACAGUUUUAUUAUACCCCCCGCAACAAGUUGUGGGGGGGGGUAUACUGGAAUCGGGUUGUCCGUCUGUCCGUCCGUCCGUCUGUAGACGCAAUGGUUUCCGGACUCUAAAGCAUUAUCCUUUCCACCUACCGUCAACAUAUCAUAUAUAUGGACUACCCAUGGGAUGAAGAUGUUCCCUAUCGAUUUUGGGGUCAAAAGGUCAAAGGUCAUGCGCACUGGACAUCGAAGUAGUAAUAUGGUUUCCGGGCUCUAAAGCGUUAUCCUUUCCACCUACAGUCACCAUAUCAUACAUAUGGACUACCCAUGGGAUGAAGAUGUUCCCUAUUGAUUUUGGGGUCAAAAGGUCAAAGGUCAAGCGCACUGGACAUCGAAGUAGUAAUAUGGUUUCCGGGCUCUAAAGGGUUAUCCUUUCCACCUACAGUAACCAUAUCAUACAUAUGGACUACCCAUGGGAUGAAGAUGUUCCCUAUUGAUUUUGGGGUCAAAAGGUCAAAGGUCAAUCGCACUGGACAUCGAAGUAGCAAUAUGGUUUCCGGGCUCUAAAGCGUUAUCCUUUCCACCUACAGUCACCAUAUCAUACAUAUGGACUACCCAUGGGAUGAAGAUGUUCCCUAUCGAUUUUGGGGUCAAAAGGUCAAAGGUCAAGUGCACUGGACAUCGAAGUAGCAAUAUGGUUUCCGGGCUCUAAAGCGUUAUCCUUUCCACCUACAGUCACCAUAUCAUACAUAUGGACUACCCAUGGGAUGAAGAUGUUCCCUAUUGAUUUUGGGGUCCAAAGGUCAAGUGCACUGGACAUCGAAGUAGCAAUAUGGUUUCCGGGCUCUAAAGCGUUAUCCUUUCCACCUACAGUCACCAUAUCAUACAUAUGGACUACCCAUGGGAUGAAGAUGUUCCCUAUCAAUUUUGGGGUCAAAAGGUCAAAGGUCAUGUGCACUGGACAUCGAAGUAGCAAUAUGGUUUCCAUUUAAAUUCUUUAAUGGCUUUUUUCAUCGCAUGGAGAUGCUGUGUUCCUAGAUACCUUUUGGAUCAUAAUACUGAAGUUUUACCUAUUACCUACACCCUUUGGGAGAUUGGGGUAAGCGGGGGGUAUUCUUAGUGAGCAUUGCUCACAAUACCUCUUGUUAAAGAAAGCUUAGACUAGAAAUUUAUUUUACAUUGAACUACUCAUACUGAGAUAUUUUACCUGCUAUAUGAUACUCCUGAUAAGGAGAAGUUUAAUGUUAUGUUUAAUAGCCAUAUUUUUCCUGUGAUUAAUCUUGAGAACUAUAGAGAAUUAUUUGAUAGAUUUUAUAAUUGAUACCUAGUGAACAUUUCUACUCCCAGUUCAAUUCCUAUACAGACUCGCUUGUUUAUAACUCCAUAAUCCUGCUUACUGUCGACAGUUUUCUGGGAAUUUCAAUUUUUUGGCUGUUUGAAAGAAAAUGAUGGGAAAAGCUCAUGUUUAUUCAUAUCACUUACUUGGCUACAUAAUUACAUAAACUCUUCUUUUUAUCAUUUUGUUUGAAAUGAAGGCCAGAUUAGACUCUUAUUGUAUCUAGUUCUUUAUCAAGUAGCAUCAUUUAUGGUGGAUUAACUUUUUUGUGAUUUAAGAUUACUGAGAAUCAUUAAGCUUAUAUUUUCAUUAUGAGUCACAAUUUUUUCAUUGUGUGUAUAGUGAAAACUUAUUUUGAUUAAAAUAAUGGUUGUUAUUUUUAAAUUCCGUACACACUGCUACUCGGAAAAGAGGUCCCAAGUUAUGUGACUUUUUUUCAGUUUGAAAUGCAUUUGAUGGCAGAAAUGUUUUAACAAAAUUGCAAUGAAGGUACAGUUUUCUCUGUAAUUAAUUUAAUUAUAAAAGGUAUCAAUGUUUACCUUGUUUAUGAAAUAAAUUUCCUUUUUCAGGAA
Molecule: messenger RNA, 5003 nt
Organism: Ostrea edulis (European flat oyster)
Lineage: Eukaryota; Metazoa; Mollusca; Bivalvia; Ostreida; Ostreidae
Product: neutral amino acid uniporter 4-like
Exons: 8
Coding region: 1-1230 (409 amino acids)
Biological process (GO): amino acid transmembrane transport
Cellular component (GO): vacuolar membrane
Molecular function (GO): amino acid transmembrane transporter activity
Source: RefSeq, a predicted model, not a curated record